Parnassius mnemosyne (clouded apollo) is the source of this 669-nucleotide messenger RNA. The record is from the annotation of a GenBank genome assembly. NCBI's taxonomy places the organism in Eukaryota, Metazoa, Arthropoda, Insecta, Lepidoptera, Papilionidae.
AUGUCGAUAGGUAGUGUUUAUGAAGCAGCUUAUAAAGGCGAUUUUAAUCAAGUUAAAGUAAGAGUAGAUGAAGAUAAAAGUAUAAUCGACACUGCUGACUCGAAUGGUCGUCUUCUUAUUCAUUGGGCUGCGUUAGGUGGUAAUGAGAGUUUAGUAGAGUUUUUAAUUGAAUCAGGUUCUCCGAUUAACCCCAUAGAUGAUACAAAUAGCAGCCCAAUUAUAUUAGCUGCUUCGGCAGGAAGGUAUAAUGUAGUAAAGUUACUUAUUGCUAAAGGUGCAAAUAUUAACCACAAAACAUCUCGUGGCCAAACACCUUUACACUAUGCUUCUUCUAAAGGACAUAGAGAGAUUGUGAAACUAUUAAUUGAUUCAGAAGCAAGAAUUAAUGAUGCUGAUGUAUUAGGAGCUACACCUCUCCAUAGAGCAGCUGCUCAAGGCAGAAGUAAUAUUGUAGAUUUGCUCCUAGGAAGUUCAGCAAUUAAAGUGGAUGCCAGUGAUUCUUUAGGAUGUACUGCAUUACAUCUAGCCUGUGAAGAAGAUAGGGAAGCUGUAGCCUGUAUGUUAGUUAAGGCUGGUGCAAGCAUUGACAUAAAAAAUAAAGAAGAAAAGACACCACUUGACUUAUGUUUCCCAAAGUUGAAAAAAAUGUUAUGUGAUAUACUUCAUUAA